AUGGCCAUCCGCUUGGCGCUGGAUAUGGGACUGAAUCUAGAUUCUGCGACGCUGGAAAGGACCCAUCAAUUUCCCGAGGUCGAGAUCAAGCUCCGCAAACAAAUAUACUGGUCACUUUACUGUACCGAUAAGCUCUGGGCAAGCUACACCGUGCGGGUCUGCACCAUGUUGGACUCCCAAUCUUCGGUGGAAUUGCCCCUGUCAGGGAUUGCGUUUGACGAUUCCAAGCCUACGCAGAUGCUUCCAAUGCUUCUCCACUCCCUGUCCGCCCACUGUCGGAUCCUUGGAAAGAUACUUAUGAAACUUUACGCUCCGGGCAAAUUACCGCCUGCUGUUCAGAGAACCACAUUCUUUGGCUCAUGUCUGUCUGAGCUCAAAAGCUGGAAAUACCACCUGCCCGUGGCGUUGUUCGAGGCGAGGACUCCGGCGCGGAAGUUUGUCUGA
Messenger RNA from Aspergillus aculeatinus CBS 121060, 444 nucleotides. Its product is annotated as fungal specific transcription factor domain-containing protein. Bases 1 to 444 code for a protein of 147 amino acids. Lineage: Eukaryota; Fungi; Ascomycota; Eurotiomycetes; Eurotiales; Aspergillaceae. Gene Ontology annotation, biological process: DNA-templated transcription. The transcript is spliced from 2 exons. Gene Ontology annotation, molecular function: zinc ion binding; DNA binding. The record is from RefSeq and is a predicted model, not a curated record.